Molecule: messenger RNA, 1410 nt
Organism: Rotaria sordida
Lineage: Eukaryota; Metazoa; Rotifera; Eurotatoria; Philodinida; Philodinidae
Source: the annotation of a GenBank genome assembly
AUGAACAAUCGUAUUGAUGAGUCAUCAACAACAACUAAAACAUUUCGUUUUAAUUCAGGUCAACUUUUAACAUUGAAUGAGUGUCAAAUUGAAAAAAUUCCUUAUUUAACUGCACUGGUCUCAGCUGGACCUUAUUUUGAUUCAAUCAAAAUCAAUGAAGGAUAUUAUUUACUCGAUUCUCGCAUCAACUACGAAGAUUUUCAGUUUGUACUUGAGUCAAUUUCAUUUCAUUCGGUACGACAAAUAUUUAUUGAUCUACCUAAAAAUUAUAAUAUUUUGGCUAUUAUUGCUCUUUUGGAUUUUAUUGGUAUCGAACCCGUAAGAUGUCCAACUCUCGAAGAAAUUGAUUCGAGUUUCUUUUGGAAUUUGGAAUGCGGUGAUACAUUAGGUACAUAUCAAUUGAUUUAUAAAUCAUCUGAUGCUAAAGACAUGGCUGUUCGAUUUGCUAUUGCUCUGGCAAAAGAAGAAUAUGAUUUUAGAAAUCGUACAAUAAUCGAUCAAAUCUAUUGGUUCAUCAUGUUUAUUCUCAGUGCUUAUGAAUUAUUUGAAACAAAUCUUCGUUAUCAUGUAUUAUCCGCUGAUCUUAAUGCAAAAAAUGUCACACCUGCUAUCAAUGAUAUCAACGCAUGGGUGUCUAAUCAAACGGACGGUCAUAUUAAGAAAGCACUAGACAAAAAUGAUCUAGCUAAAGAUAAAUUAACACAGAAUGCUCUUCUAAUAAUCAAUUGUCUGGUAUUUGAUGCAAAAUGGCAAAACGAAUUUCAAGGACAAAACACCAGAGAUGGCAACACAUUCUUUCCUGAUACAGGUCCACCACAAGAGAAAAAACUUACCUUAAUGAUGAAAAAUGGUUUAUUUCCUUAUGUUGAUUUAACAUCGAAAAUUGGUGCUCGAAUGAUUCAUUUACCAUUUGAAAACAAGGAUUUCACCUUUACUAUUAUUCUACCAAAUAAAGAUGUUAAAUUAUCUCAAGUUGAAUCAAAUCUUACUUCGGCAUUACUCAAUACACCGACUACUAAUAAUAAGAACAUAUAUAUUUGGAUACCAAAAUGGAAAUUCGAAUUCGAAAGUAAACUAGAAACUGUAUUAAAGACAAAAAUGAAAAUAAACGAUAUAUUCAACUCGAACAAGGCCAAUUUGAAAGGACUAUCAACGAAGAAAAAGAUAUAUCUAUCCAAUUUGAUUCACAAAACUUAUGUCAUUGUUGAUGAGAAAGGUGUACGAGCUGCGGCUACGUCUAUUGUACGAAUCAUGUUAGCAACUGCUACACGAUCGGAUGUGAAUUUUAUCUGUAAUAAACCAUUUCUCUAUGCUAUUCGAUACAAACAGACAACAUUGUUUAUGGGACGAUAUGUCAAAGUGAUUGAUACAAGCGAUAUGCCACCAAUGAUCGAUGGUGAACUAGGUUAA